GGACAAGUAUUUGCUUCCUUACCGAAAACUGUGAGAGGUGCUCCGACUCUGCUGAAAGGCGAUCCUAAAGGGAAGAAUUUUUUAUACACGAACGGCAAGAGCGUGUUUAUCCGUGACAUUGAGGUAAGCUGAGUGUAUUUCCCAUGUAUUUCUGAUCUCAUUGAGAGUACAGUGUCCCUGCUUUUGCCUCGAGCUACAGAGUAUGCUAGCCAUGAAAUUUGGCUUGCAUCGAACAGCGUAACUGGCAGAAUUCUUUAGUCGAAAAUUUCGGUUAAAUAAUGGAAAGUAUUUAAAGCUUUUUUGCAUUAAACCCGAAUAAUUAUAUGCUCUCUCAUGCAACCCUUGUGCACGAUUGUUUGAUGAUAUCUAGAACUUUUGCCUUAUUAGGAAACAUUCAGUAACCAUUACAUUUUUUUUCCAUGAUGCAAUGCUGCAGUAUUGAUUAGGUUUCCUUUCCGUUUCUUAACAAAUACAUUAGCUUGUUCCAGACUCUCAGUUAUUUGGGAAGAGCAAAAGAAAAGCUAGUGUAGGAAAACAAAGAGAGAGAAAGAGGGAUGGAGGAAGAAAGGAUGGGAGAGCCUCUGAUUAAUUUCUUUCUUCAGGGCCUCUUCAGUGUCCACUGUUCCACCAACAGUAUUUUGUCAGACAAUGUCUGAGGUGGAUCUGUUUGGACCUCUCACAUACACUGAAAUGGCCUAGUUUGGUACAAUCUAGUGAAGAUAGAAAGCCAUUCACUAUUGUGACAUGACUAAAUACACAUAAUCUCAUGAUUGAACUCGGUGAUUGUUCAUGAAGACUGACAUCCAGUUGAACACUAUAGUUCUUAAGCAUCAGGUGUUUCAAGGGGAAAGGGCAAAGAGAGAAGGGAAAAGGAGUAGAGUGAAGGGAAAGAAAUGCUUGACACAGACUCUUUCAUUGAAGCCUUCUGCACCAGCACAGCAUUAUUCAACAUAAACCAAUUAACAUCAUUUUAUGGUCGUGAUGUUAUCAAGGUGAUAAACUGUUUUAUUAUAUAAACACCAAUGAAAUACCAGGCGAGCUUUCAUACAAAAACUUGAUAUCUUCACAUGUGAAAAUAACAUGUUAUCUUCACACGUGAAAUAUGACCGUUGCUAUGGCUACAUCAUAAAUUGUGCCUUUCACAGCAAAAAAACUAUUAAAGUGAAAUGGUUUGGUAUUUCAUUGGUGUUUACAUAAUAAAUAGAACAUUACAUGGCCGCUGGGAGAUACGAAAUUUCUCUCCUCCUUGUGCUGAAAACACGAGAAGAGAACACUCGAAAAGAAAUUUUGUAUCUCUGCAAGGCCAUGUAAUAUCCUCUAUAUACGCCAUCCUUAAACCAAAGGAGCAUUUCAAACGAUCAAGCCGAUACUUUUCAAAGAACAGGUUAAAUCUGAACAUUUAUCAAAUGCAGAGUGUAAAUAGAAUACAGUCAGUUAGCUCUGAGAUCACAAAACUUGUGCUUAAAAACAGUGCAAUAAAGAAUAAUAAAGUGAGGCACUUUUAGCUGCAAUUUAGCUGCUUUCACCACAGGCAACCCAAACUCAUGUUACAAGAAAAGGGUGUCAAGUAAUUUACAUGCCAUGGGUGAUGUGCGACCUUUGUGCUGGACGUACUGGUGUUGCAUAACGGUAGCCUGCAUGGCAGACGUAAUUUAACCUCAGUAAGAAAUGUCUGUGAAGCAGCACCGAUAUGCUUGUUCUGGGUCCCUAAUGGACAUAAUGAAUUACCAGAAGGGCAUUUGAAUUUCCUUUCAUCUUCAUUGGCAGAUCGACAGUGGCAAUUUUAACAGGCCAAUCAUGGUGCAUACUUAAAUACAUAAGUACACAAGUGGGGGCAAAGAACAAGGAUUUCAGUGCUGUUUUGCAGAUGGACUCUGAACCAGGGUUUAGUUUCGUUUGCAGCGGAGGCUAGCGUAACAGGCGACCAUUGAGAAUAACAGACUUUAUAUGAGAAAUAAAGUAUUGAGAUCUACAAGGGUAGAAAACUUUAAAUUUAAACUUUUGUUCAAGGAAAUGAAUGAAAAAGACUUACCUUUGAUGUAUUCUACUGUGUUUUGGUGUUUGGUUUGUUGUUUCAAUAGAUUUUUAGGCUCAAUUACGUAACCACUGUAACUCUCUUCAUAAGACAAAUUUAUUUGCCAAAAUUCCAAUCCACUGUAAUCCACUUUCCGUUUUUGACCCUUUAGCUGUCUCUGCUUCACAAGAUGCAGGUGGCCAUACACUUUCCCGCCAAAAUAACCUGACAUUUGGCACCGGCUUAUGUGAAGUGGAUGUACGGACCGUUGGGGUUCGUACACUACGUCACAACCAAAUUUUCUCGGAUGGAUAGUUUAAAAAAAUUUUCUUACCCAUGGUGCUCCGUUGGCACGCUAGUGUGCGCAAGAGCUCCCCUAAAAAUAAUUACUGAUAAUAUAAUUUUGAAUUCAGAAAUGAGGACCUGAUACUAAAGAUGAGUUCGCUCAGUAUAUUACUCGGUAUGUUCACUUGCUGAAGCCAGCCAGAGGAACUCCAAAGACUAUAUUGAUCUUCCUCUUCUUGAUAAAAAACGUGAAUCUUUCAAGACACAAUACUAUUUGGUCUUUUAACAGAACAUUAUUGUGUUAUUCAUUGAACUCUUGGCCAUCUAUAGAAUUGCCACAUAUAUAUUCAAAACAAUCCUCUUUGGUUUUCUCAAAUUAAAGAUAGUCAUUAGUGGCGCAAUGUCAGAUGUGUGUUAUAAUAUCCAACCACUGCCACAUCCAGUUCUUGGAUGUGUCACCUGGUUCACUGUAGGGUCUGUGUCAGGCUUUCCUUUCUCUCUUACCCAGUCCCUCUUUAGUUUCAAAUCUGCUCUUUCCUAACUCCUAAAGAAGGCCUGAUACUCAUUCUAGUGUUUUAGUUUUGUGGGACGUGUAGAGUAAAUAAGAGUUAUUAGACAAGUAUGUAUUUAUACUUCAAGGUCAGGAAUAACUGUUCGUAGUAUUAUCAUACCAGUGUUCCUUGGAUCACUCAGGUUAAUUGUAAAGGAAAAGAAAGAAAGGAUAGCAUUUGAAAGAAUAUUAAUGCAGGAUAAUUCGCAAUGACGCAAAUUAUUUCACUCUAGUUCAUUCACUUGCAUGUUGGCUUCUCUUGGCUUAGCUUUACUUAGAAAAUAAUGAUCAACUCAACUCAACUGACAUUCUUUAAAAUUUUAAUUCUGCAUUAGUUGUGCCUUGUUGUGGGGUUCUCUGAAGUAAAGGGUUUCAUUGGAUGAUAAUAUUAUACUGAGGAAGAUAUUUAUUCAGUCAGUGACACCGGAGGCUUGGAAGAAAAAAUCUGAUUACUUAAUUCCAAUAGGAGUCAAGCCUAUGUCACCUUGUGGGUACUAGUCCAGAUGCUCUACCUUUAAGCCAUAGGGGACUUGUGGGAGUGAACGCCACUGAACUGUUAUUAAUUCUCUACAGAAUCCAGAAAUUUGUGAUGUCUACACUCAACAUGCAAAGGACACUACUGUGGCUGUGUAUGCACCCAGUGGAUUUUACAUUGCUUCAGGAGGUAAGAUCAAUUGUUCUGUAAACCAACAGCCUUAAAUAAUAUUAGCUUUAAAAAUUCUCAGUUUGACAUGGCUAACCUGGACCUUGAAACUUGCAUGAAUAAUCAAGAGCUUUUUUUUUUUUUUUAAAAAAAAAUCACAUUAAUAAAAGAAUGUCAGAAUGAGUUGUUCCUCAAUUUUUGCAGGUAGUCGUAGAAUACCUACUCCUCUUCCUUCUAACACUAAUGACCUCCACCUUUGCUGGUGACAGGUGACAUUGUAAUGCACUUUGCACCAUGUUACACGUAGGUUUAACAAAGAUGAUUUUGGUUCCAGGUUGUUUUGGUCUUCCAGUCGAAGUCUGUUUGACCUUGUCCAAAAUCUUCUUGCAAACGUGUGCUCCUGAGUGUUCAAGCCAAUGAGUUACUUGACUGGUCUUAUAAGCAAGAAAACUUUUCUUAAAAUUUGGCUUAAUCCUGGAGAAAAAAACUUAAUGGUUUGAAUAACUUCAAACUGGGUAUUUCAGCAAGUUUUCCAAGGAUGAAUGGGUUAAUCUGUUGAAAUAACAUUCAUGUUUCAGAUGUCUCUGGAAAACUCAGAAUCUGGGACACAACACAGGAAGAACAUUUACUGAAAUAUGAAUACCAGCCUCUAAGUGGUCCCAUAAAAGAUAUUGCAUGGUCACCAGACAGCAAAAGAAUAGUGGUGACUGGAGAUGGCAGAGAGAAGUAAGCUGUAAUUAUGUGGUACACUUGAACCUCUGCUAACGGCCUGUUCUUUACAGAGGCCACUUUUUUUUUGUCCCAGCUUACAAAAAAUCCAUACAUUAACUCUUGUUUAAAACCUCUCCACAACCAGAGUGCGUUGCACCCCGAACAACUCAAAGAAAAACACGGGGAAGUUUGGUGGGUGAGAGAGUGCAUCGUUCGCUGCUCAGACUUAGAGUUUUCUUUGUGGCAAAUUUUCUACAGCACGGUUAGAGGUCUUACCAAAUUUUAAGACACGCAGGAGUCUUUCAGAUGAGUACGAUGGUUAACUUGGGGAUUGGAUUUCAAUUCAAGAGCCUUUGACUCGUCCAGGUGUUAAACCUGACGAGAAGAUGAGCAUUUGCUCUUCGACUCCGCAACACGGGGGAUAUACAAAUUCCAGCUUGCUAGAAGGUGAUGUGAAAGUGAGAAAAUGUCAUGCAGUGCUAUUCUUAAGAAACUGUAUGAGCCGAAAAUGGAUGUGAUUUUGACCAUUCGCUUCAAAAUAACAGCGGAAAUCGAGAUAACAAAACAUAUGUUUUGUGUCCUACUUUGCAGACGAAAACGUGUAUCGGUAUUUUGAAAAGCAUAAUUAUGUUCUUUCAUUCGUUCAUUGCCAUGGAAUAUGCAUUUCCACUGUUUUUCCACUGUUAAUAGCUUGGUUAAUGCAGCUGGUGAUCAUCUUGUCAGCGGCAGUUUCAUGGAAAAGGAAUAAAAUCAAGACUUUUCCUACAAAAUUACGUAAUCAGCCUCUGUGGUGUAGUGGUUAGGUGUAGUCGCGUUGAGCCCAAGGUGCAGGGUUCAAGUCCUACCGAAUUCUUCAUUCCUUCUUUCUUUUUUUUUCCGCUUUUUGUGUUGUUGUUUUCUAUAAAUAUAUAGCUAAAUAACUGUUACUUAAUAAAGUGCAUCAAACAGCAAGAAAAGUAUUGUGUUUCCAGAGAAAAUAUCGUGCACUGUAUAUUAAAUAUAUGGAUAAACAAUCUGAAUUUCUAUUAUUUCCUACAAUUUACUGUGGGAAAACCAGAGUUAUAACCACUUGAUCAUUUUCUAAACAACGUUCCCACGAGUUCUUUCCAGAGACUGAUAGUAAAUAUUCUAGUACUUUCCAACAUGUAAAUAGAACAUUCAAUGUCAUUUUCGAUUCUUUUAAGUCUCACUACCUAACUAAUGCCAGUAUCAACAGAAUGUGCCGCAGCAUUACUAUCUUUUAGAUACCCUAGUUAAAAUUAAUAUUUUUGCAUGUGAGUUGAUACAUCUAAAUAGAGAAAGAAGAAGUCACACAUUGAAAAGUGACCUUUGAGAAGUUAGUGAAUUUCCAUCUGCUUCACAUGAAUUUUGUGUUAUCUCUGUUUCUUGAAAUGGACAGUAUGAUUGUUUUCUUUUCUUCUCAACAGGUUUGGCAAUGUGUUUUUAUGGGACAGUGGUUCUUCAGUUGGCAGUGUAUCAGGCCAUUCAAAAGCUAUUAAUGCAGUAGAUUACAAACCAACCCGGCCAUUUCGCAUUUGUACAGCCAGUGAGGACUCUGAUGUUGGUUUUUUUGAGGGACCUCCCUUUAAGUUUAGUACUUCAAACAAGGUUAGUAUCAAAAUCUUUAAACAUUAAUUUUUACUCAAAGACUUCCUUGAACUUAAAUUAGCCCUUUAAUUCAGUCCUAGUUAGCUGUUUGAGUUCAAGGUGUCUUGGAGUGCAAAUAAAGGUUUACUCUUUCUCUUUAUCAGUGUAAUUGAAGCCAAUGAACAGGAGCCUGCAUAAUAUUUUGUUUUGUAAUUCAUACAGAAACUUUUGGCAGGAAUACAGUUAUAUUGUUGGAUGUCAUUUGAUGUUAAAGUAACUAAUGACACCAUGCAAUGUUGGAAAAAAAAAUCCCAACUACAUGUAUAAUUACAGCAAAGUUUGAAUGCAGUUUGGAGAACUUGCCCAAAAUUUAAGACACUGUCGACAUUAGCAAAGUUGAAACAAACUCACUGAAUUUCCUAAUGUUUUGAGAGGAAGAUUUAACCAUUCUAUCCUACGGACAACUAUUACAUUAAUUUUGUUUGGGCCUAAUCGUUUUCCCUCCUAUUUUAAGGAUUUUUAUCCCAGGCCAUUGCAAGAGUAGCAAAUUUUCUUUCAGAAAUUUUGUGAUGCAUCAGCUGUCAGCGCCACCAAUAUGGCUGCCACUUGUUGUUAGGUUUCAUUUUGCGUAUUUUUUGUAGUUGUUGCAUCAUUCAUUGUUCUAUGCCUGAUAUGUGGUCAAACGUAGUUUAUAAGGCUCCGUUUGUGCUGUUUGUGUACCUUUCUGUCAAAGUUGCAGACUGCUGGUUCUACAUUAAUAAUCUCCGCUUCAUUUCAAUCUCAUACCAAUAAGCUUGGUACAGUACAGCCCAAAAAUAAUGCACGCGUAAGAACUUCUCAGGGGUUUCAUUAAAAAUUGAAGUAGCCAGCAGGUUUGAAUAGAGUAACCGACAGUAUCAACAAGGGGCCGUUGCUCCCCUUUUUCUAGGGGAGGAGGGGCUCUGGGCACAUUCUAGCCCAGAAAAUUUUGAAAUUUCAAAGUCCUUAAAUACGAUUUUCAGCAUUCUGGGGAAUAAAUUUGAGGACAAAAGAGCAUAUUUUUCAUCCAAGAAAAUGAAGCUUUCAAUUUAUCAGUCACACAAUCAAUUCCUACAAGCAAUAAACAAUUGAUGAAAACUAAAUUACGUACUUUUGCACGUAAACAAAUUCUAGGUAGAGCUAUAAAGAAACUUGUGAAAAAAUGACUGAAAUACAGCAUUCCCAUGACUGAAGCAUAACGUAAAACCAGUGAGCCUUUAUGAAAACACACCAUAAUUACAUUUUCAUUCAGAGUUUGUGAUAUAUUUUUUUGUUUACAACGUUUACAAACUAGUUGCUUUUUCUUUCUAGAAAAAAGUAGGUGAUCUCUAUGAGCAAAGUAGCCGACGCGUUUCGUCGGCCAUCGGUGCUUAUUGAAAACCCUGCUUCUUUUUGCAUCUUCAAGCUGGCAACUUCUUGCACUUGCGCAUGAAUCAUGCAAGACGCAAGAACUUCUUUUCCGGUUAGAAAACCACAAGAAGUUCUUUGCGGUGGGAUUUUUGAACCACAGUGCAACAACUUCUUUGCGGUACAAUUAAAAUCUAUGAAUCUAUAUCAGCUGAAACGGUGGAGAGAAGUCUUCAAAAUCAAGGUGCAUAUUUUUACAGACUAAAACCACAGGAGUUUUUUUCCCUUCAGUCGUUUUUACUUUCAUAGAUUUCAUUGAAAAUUUUGCAGACAAAAUUAUUCAACAGGUCAGAUCAAGGUCAAGCGAGGCAUUUUGCUCAGUGCUUAAAUCGUUUUCAUUGUCAUUUGGUCAAUUUUUUCGGUUGUAUAUCAUCUCUAUAGUUUUCUUGUGAUUUUUAUCAUGACAGUUUUCAUUUGUUUCACUUGUUUGAGUAGCCAUUUGAAGGAGUUUGACUAAUGAUCAUUGGUUCAUCCGACAUUUGCGAGAUCCAGUCUCAGACACUGAAAAUUUAUUAUUUACAAUAAAAUAGCUGUGCCACUUUCCGUAUUUUGUCAGCUGUUCAUCAGUAAUCUAUACUUCAGGCACAUAGUUUUGAACAUUCAAAACCCUAAAACUGUUUUGUUCUUGCUGGUUUACAAUGACUGGAAAAAAUAGAUAGAUAACAAGUGUAAACAAAAAAAGAUGAGCUAAAAAUACCUUCAAUAAGGAUGGGUGAAUUUUGAAAUGGUAUUUAUAAAAUAUUAUCUUGUGCGAAGGUAACCAUUUAAGCAAGGAAAUGUGUACAAUUUUGAUAAAAAUAAGCAACGCUUCAAUAAGAAAUAAGGGACGAUUGUAGUACGUUUGACAAAAGAGUUAGAAUUUUUUUUUACUUCUUGCAUUCCAAAGUUCUUGGGGGUAAACUGCAGAAAUGUGGCACUUGUGGUGGCUUGCAUGUUCUUGCGGUACAGCAACUUCUUGUGCCACUUCUUGCACGAGCAUUAUUUUUGGGCUGUACUGUAGGAGAUCACAACCUAAACAACGUCGGGAUGAGUCUCUCUGGCAAAAACUUGGCGAUUUGGGAAUAAGAAAACCAUUUAGAUCUAAACGUGGUGGUCGAAAUCAUAGUUUUAACUGCAUUCCAGCCAUUACCACCAUAGGUGCCCCACUGUUUUUAAGUGACCAGGAAUGCCAAUCCAAUGCUGCGAGGACUCGUGCUUUAAUCCCUUUAAAUCUUGUUUGUAUUAUUUGGUCUUUGGCCGUAAGAUUGACAAGUUGGAGUGUGUUGUUAAGCAGAAUAAUGUCGAGUAGUUUGUGUUACUGAAACCUGAUUUUUGGUUGUCCAAGACAGAUUAUGAAUCAUAACUCAGAGAAUUUAAAGGUUAUUUACACAAAGUGCUCAAUGGUUUUAUGCAUUAAUUAACUAUCAAUUUAAGACAAGUGAACUGAAAUUUUUGACUUUCUUUGCUGUAACAGUUGUGUGUGGCAGCCCAUUGCCACUAGCAGCACAUACAGCGAGUCCGUUAAUUCAUUCAAAUUGCUUGGUGCUCACAUUACCAAAGAUCUAUCAUGGGCUGUUCACUUCAAUUGUGUUAUUAAGAAAGCCAGCAGAAGGCUCUACUCACUAAGAAAUCUUAGGAAGAGUGGAGUCCAUCUUGAUGAUCUUAUUAUUGUCUACUGUUCGCACAUCAGAUCUGUGCUUGAGUAUGCAGCCACUGCAUUAGCUAAUCAGGGGCGGAUCCAGGAUUUUUUUUAGGAGGGGGUGCACUCGUCUCUGGCUCUACUUCAACACCAAUAAACCACAUAGUUUUUUUUUUUGCAGAAUACCAGUUGUAUAAGAAAACCGCAGGUCAUCUCAAGGGGGGGGGGGGGUGCGCACCCCCUGCACCCUCCGCCUAGAUCCGCCCCUGCUAAUCUCCCCAAUUGUCUCACCACUGACAUGGAGAAAAUCCAGAAGUGCACCUUCUCCAUUAUCUGUUCCUUUACUUCGUACAAAGAUGCACUAGCUAAGGCAGGGAUCGAGAGCUUAAAGCAACAUUGUGAAGAUGCUUGUGUCAAUUUUGAGAGUUAGUCCUGACAACCCAAUCUUCCCUUUAAUUCAUACCAGAAUAAUUGUUCACUCACCUAUGGCUUACUGUAUACACAUUCAAAUUGAUCAAUGACAUUUACCACAGCGCCCGAAAUUAGAAAUAUCCUCAGGUCACCUUUUGGCAACCAACUGGAGAAUUAUAGUCACCAGAUGCCAAUUUUUAGUUGCCAGUUUUGUAUAAUGUAAAUGACGAGGCUCAUAGUAUGGCCCAAUCCAUCAGAUUUGAUUGUUUGAAAGUAUCGCCAACAGAAGUCCAUAUAAAUUUGGAGGUAAACUGGCUUUGUUCAUGCGAUUUGGCACAUUUAUUAUGACGAAAGCAAAGCAAGAUAAGAUAAAAUGUUUGUUUUCACUUUACUCUUUUAAUUUAAAUCUAAAUCAUAGACAAAUUUGGUUGCCAAAGUGGGGACUAAACCAAAAAUUUUAGUCGCCAAGGAGAAAAUGUUAGUCACAUUGGUGACCAUAUCAGUUGCAAUUUCGAGCCCUUUACCACCCUACGAUCUAAUACUGAUAGUUUCACGAAUUUCGUAACUGUUAAGUAUACUACAGUUUAGCGUUCUAAUUAUGUGAUAUUUAUGUAACUGACCUGUACCUGCAAUUCAGCUCUAAGCUGCAAAAGGUGUCAAUAAACAAGUCUUUCAGUCUAUUCUCAUUCUGUAAAAGUCAGUCACCACCAAACCUUCAUUGAUUACUAUAUUAUAAUUACCCAGAUAACCUGAAACUAUGGAGGCAGUGUGGCUGAGCAGUUAAGAGUGUUGAAAUUACAAUAUGAAGGCCCCAAGUUUAAUCCCCACCCGAUCACCCGCACUGGAUUUGUUCAUGGUAGUCUCAUGUGUACAUAGCCAACUAGUCUUCCUCUGGCAAGUUGGGACUCUUACCUUAGUUGAUUUGGAAACUACCAAAACAUCGGGGGUGGAUCCAGGAUUUUUUUUAGGAGGGGUGCACUCGUCUCUUGCUCUACUUCAACACCAAUAAACCACAUAGUUUUUUUUUGCAUAAUACCAGUUCAGUAUUAGAAAACUGCAGGUCAUCUCAGAGGAGGGUGCACACCCCCUGCACCCUCCCCCUAGAUCCGCCCCUGAACAUAAUUGAUUAAUAAUCAUUGUUCAUUUUUGGGGUCAUCAUUUUUGCCCACCCUUGCUCUUUGAAACUGUGUCUUGAAUUGAACUGAACUGUGUUGAACUGUCUUGAAUUGUUUCAAGGUGUUUUUAUCUUAACCAGUAAUGGAAAUUGAAUGUAUUCAUUUUUUGUUUUUUGUUCUCAACAGAGUCAUACCAACUUUGUUAACUGUGUGAAGUAUUCUCCAGAUGGUGAACACUUUGUUUCUGGGGGUGCAGAUGGCCAGGUGAUGGUUACUCAUUGAAUUAUGUAGUUCAUUGUAAUAAGACUCAGUUGUAGCUACCAACUGCUUUAGCGGAGUACUUCUAAAAAUCCUUGUUGCAUUGUAUGCCUGAGCACACAAUAUAGUCUCAUGUUUGUUUUCUAUGGAUACCCUGUUUUGACUGCUGUCAAUUGGCCACAAUAUGGGUGUACAAUAUAAAGUUAAACACAAGACUCCAUAACUCUUUCCCCCUCCUUUCUUAAGGCAUCCACAGUAUGUAGCAGGUGUGACAUUUCACAUUUUUAUCCCUGUUGUGUGAACAGGCCGAUGUUUGGUCAUGUGACAAAAUUCUCGCAGAGAUAAAUAGAUAAGCAAAUUUUCUUACUUAUGUAGCUUUAUGUGGCCACGCCAUUGAAGAAAUGAAAAUCUUUAAUGUUUGGUCAGCUUCUUUAGCUCCAUAGUUGUUGCUUUGUAAUGAAAGACCCUUAACAAUGUAUUUUUCAGAUUUUUCUCUAUAAUGGCAAAACUGGAGAGGAAACUUGCACCUUAGGAGGUGGAAAAGCUCACAAAGGAGGAGUAUAUGGCGUGAGUAUGUGAUUAAAUAUAAUGUAAGUUGAUAAGAAGGUGGCAUAUGAUCAUGCAGGUGAGUGGAGUCCUGAAUACGACUGUUGCUGACAAUGACUGAUGUUUCAACAACCUGUGCGGCAGCCAUCUUUUAGUUCCAGUUAAUUGGAAUCUAAACUUAUACAGAAUCCAACUUGUAAAGAAAGGUUAAAAACUAUGAAACUGACUUUUUUUCAUAUUUUUGUUUCCACGACAUUAUGUUGUGUUUUUUCUUUCAGUUGUCAUGGAGUGCGGACAGCAAGUCUCUCCUCAGUGCUUCUGCUGACAAGACUGCAAAAAUCUGGGACAUCGCAGCCAACACUGUCUCUACGUGAGUUCUUUCCCAAGUAAUCAAAUGAUAAGAAUGAGUGUAGUGUCUUUUCUGUAUCAUUUACAAAAUGGUAGUAGCCCCACCCCGUUGUUGCCUUUACAACUAGUUCAGAUUUGGCCUUCUCCUUUUUAAAGAAAUUUGAGUAUUAGUCCAUGAAUCAAUAGUUUCAGUUAUGCUGGCCAUGUUACCCAUGUGCAAGUAGCUGUUGUCCACACUGAAGCAACUUUUUGUGUGUGACCAAUUUUCCCAAGGUAAAAUUGCCUUGGGGAAAUUUCCAUGGAUACGUCAAAAAGAACAAAAGAAUUACGCAUAACAGUUCGCGAGGUAAGUUCUAUGGGUUCUAUGGAUUAAUAAGAACCCAAAGCAACUCAACCAAUCAAGAGAAGGUCAAAUGUGCAGUGGAACCUCGACAUAACGAACCUCUAUGUAACGAUGUCCUCGGUACAACGAACGAUCUUCUUUACCCAAGUAAUGGUAAAAAUAUAUGCAAAAGUACCUGGAAACCUGGUUGUAGUGAACAUGUAUUGCCAGUCCCUUGGCCUUUCGUUACAUCAGGGUUCCACUUUACCAAACAGUAGAUAUAAUCACUUGUUGUUUACUACCUAUGUUCGUCUUGGCAUCAAAUUCUAUGCAAAACUGGAGUCAAAGUUAAAAAACUUUAAAUGCAUUGAGUGCUGCUGUGAAUGUUUUUGCAUUAGAUAAAUUUAAAAGCAGCUUGAAACACCCGCAAGUUUUCUUUACAUCGGUGUUCAAAAGUGCUUUCUUUAUGAAGCCGUUGGAACGAUUUAUGUAAACCGGUACUCUGACGUUUGAGCAAGAAUUUGCCUUUCUUUUAAGCACAAAUCACGUUUUAGAAUAAAGGGCUGAAUUGCUCUUGCUAAGCUUAAUUGAUGUAAAAGUGUAAGAAUGGUCCAAAAUGUUGACGAUUUGCAAUGUAUAUAGGCCUUCAAUGUUUACAAUAACGUUUACUCUGAAACUCGGUUCAAGUUUUUUCUUUACCUUGGGCAAUUUAUAGGUGUGUUACUGCAAACAUGAGAAUGAUGAAAACCCAGAGCAAACCCAAUUAAAGCUAUUUCGUCAGGGGGGGCUUUGGGGAAAAGGUCAAGUGUAACCACAGCUGAUGACGUGUUUGUGGAAUAUGACUUUCAGUUUUUUGCUAAUUUCACACGGCCUUUGUAUCGUCUCUUAGUGAUCAGGAAAGUUAGGGUUGUGACAUACACUGGCGUCUGGGCGUGUAAACUCUUCCUCUGCAACAUAGGCAAUUCUGUAUUGCAAAGACUCUAUAAUGACAGAAAGAGAAUGCUUUGAAAAUACAUGAUUUUAAAAUUGAAAGAUGUAUCGUCAUUUACCAGCUUAUUCAUUGAUUUGUUUUCCUGUCUGACAGCACACCUCAUCACUGUUUACAUUUGUCUUGUCCUAUUUUCUGUUAAAUCAAUCGACAUAAUAUUUAGAGCCUGUUAAUGUGGACCAGGAAACAUAAUGACUAUUGAUGUUGAAGUUAUUCAUUUUGAUCACUAAUGCUUUUUCAGUGAGUUCACAUUUGGAAAUGCACUUGAGGAUCAACAGCUUGGAUGUCUUUGGCAACAAGAUUACCUUCUCACUGUCUCCCUUUCAGGACAAAUCAACUAUUUGGAUAUUAACAAUCCAUCUUGUCCCAAGAGGAUUAUUAAAGUAAGUGAAUUAGCAUACACUCGAAAAAUAGCUCAACGAAAGCAUUAGUUGCAAAGAUUCUUGUAAAAAAUAGUUUCUGUUCUUGUUUCCGUCAAGGGUAAUAUUUUUUUCUUCCUGUUGACCCUAUAAAUAAUUAAUCAAUCAAUUAUGCUCAACACCUUUUUUUGCAUGGGUGAAUAAAAUAAGUCCUUAUGACCAAUUAAUAAUUAUGUUGUGUGCUGUAUAUGAGAGGUAAAUAUUGAAGUCACUGCAGCGUGUCCCUGUCCAGAAUUUACUAACUCGUGAUUUCUUCUCUCUCAAGGGUCAUAACAAAAAUAUUUUGUCCCUUGCCUCAUCAAAAGAUGGCUCUACUCUAUAUACUGGAAGCUUUGAUACGCGUAUUUGUAUCCUUAAAGUUUAUUCAGUUUUAAGAUUAUUCCAUUAAAACAUCUAGGUUGUGUAUAUUUUUCAGUACAUUUUACAUUCAAUAUUUGGGGGUUUUUGUGGAUAAAUACAGUCCAGAAAAACAGUUUUAUUGUUGACACUUCCCUGUUAGGCAGCACAUAGCUGGUUAGGUUUUUUGGGCUGUGGAAACUUGCAUCGGCAUCGCGGUAAUAAGCAGAGACCGACAACAAUUUUCAAAAUUUCCAGUACUAUCAAACCAAUUAGUUUUUCCAGUUUUUAAAAUUUUUUUCUCGUUUAAGUAAUGAUCCAGGUAAGAAGGGAAGCAAUUUGUUUUGUUGUGGCACAAUACGCUUUCCUCACAUAGAAAUGUUUUCAUUUUUACGCAGAGAAUGCAUAAACCUACAAAAAGGCAGUUUACGAAAGAAAAUGUAUUUAAACUCCACUUUUAAAAGGUGUAUUUUUGUGUUAAAACAUUUCGACCAAUCACAAGAGUUGCAAACAAUGGCCAAGAAAUGUUCACAAUUUUACAUGAUCCGCACAUACGAUUUCUGUGUUACUUAGACUCAGACGAGAUUUUGUUAUAAGGAAGUUGGAUAGAAAAAAAGGGAUUAAUGUACGUGUUGCUUUGCGAAGAUUUCGUAAAAUUUGACGUUUAAACCAAUCAGAACCAUAGUAGAGACAAUAGUAAAAUUAGCACCUUUUUGCAUUCUGACGUGUUCACUGCGCUUUGGUACUUUCCUUCUUAUCUGGACCAUUACUUGAGUUAUUUCAAAAGAAGAGUUCUUCACUAGUCGUCCAUAAGGGUACCCCUGUAGUGGACAUUAGUUUAAGUUAUGUCCUGCAAAACCGGGCCUUUUUUACUUAGCUGCAACUGUGAGGCAAUCAGAGUGCGGAAGCUCACAUUACCCCGGUCAGAUUUCUGCUGGUUGGUAAAUAUAAUAUAAUUCAGGUUUGUCAUAUUCAGGCGUAAAAACUAAGCUUGUGUGUCGGGGGUGGGAGGCAGGAUACUUGUUCAUUUUUCGCCCGUGUUAGUGGAAAACGAAGGGACGAGAUGAGAUCAAUACUUAACACUCUGUAGGUCAAUGGAAGGUAGCCUCUGGGAAUGCCGAGGUAUUCAAAGGCCAAGGACACAAAAAUCAGGUUACAGAUAUGGUUCUGAGCGAUGAUACUUUGGUGACAUGUAGUAUGGAUGACACAGUGAGACUGACGUCAGUACAGACUCUGGAAUAUAGGUGAGUGUGCCUGAUUUGGCACCGAAGUUUUACCUUCCUAAUUUUAGACUUGUUUUACACUUAAGCCUUAGGGUGAUACGUUUUCGUCUUUUCCAUCGCUCUUGUGCCAUUUAAAUACCAUGUUCAAUUACGUCAUAUGCGAUAUAGUUAUGAAUAUCAAACAGGUUGGUAAUACAUAAGAACUAGGCUUAAAAACUACUCUCUCUCAGACUCUUUGUUGUUUUCAGGUCUCACUUUGCAGGGAUGGCAAGUCAGCCAACAGGUAUCGCCUGUGGCAAAGAUGGCCUGACAAUUGCUGCUUGCUUAAAAGAAGUAAGCGUUUAA
Molecule: messenger RNA, 15144 nt
Organism: Porites lobata
Lineage: Eukaryota; Metazoa; Cnidaria; Anthozoa; Scleractinia; Poritidae
Source: the annotation of a GenBank genome assembly